Molecule: messenger RNA, 891 nt
Organism: Trifolium pratense (red clover)
Lineage: Eukaryota; Viridiplantae; Streptophyta; Magnoliopsida; Fabales; Fabaceae
Product: heavy metal-associated isoprenylated plant protein 21
Exons: 3
Coding region: 77-520 (147 amino acids)
Molecular function (GO): metal ion binding
Source: RefSeq, a predicted model, not a curated record
UAAACACCAUGCUCCAUUUGUUUUGUGUCAUUCUUCUUUCUCUCUAUGUUAGAUUUGUAGAAAGUUUGGAAUAGAAAUGGGUGCACUUUAUUUCUUGAUCUCCAACUUUUGCACUAAACCUAGUACAAAAGCCAAACGCAAACCAAUGCAGACAGUUGAGAUCAAAGUCAAAAUGGAUUGUGAUGGGUGUGAACGAAGAGUCAGAAAUUCAGUGGCUACAAUGAAAGGAGUGAAAUCAGUGGAGAUAAACAGAAAGCAAAGCAAGGUAACAGUGAAUGGUUUUGUUGAUCCAAACAAGGUGUUGAAAAGAGUAAGAGAUACUGGGAAAAAGAGAGCUGAAUUUUGGCCUUAUGUUCCACAACAUGUGGUAACCUAUCCUCAUGCCCCAGGAAUCUAUGAUAAAAGGGCACCAGCAGGCCAUGUAAAAAAUGUGCAAACAUUUCCAGCAUCUAUUGAUACAGAAGAGAAACUUAUGUCCUAUUUCAGUGAAGACAAUGUUAAUGCAUGUUCCAUCAUGUAACAACAAAUCUACUACAUCACAAGAAUCACUUCUAUAAAAAUUUGAAUUAUAACACUUUUUUUUUUGUCGAGUGGCCUAUUGGUUAAAAUUUCACUUUUGUAAGGUGAAUAAGUAAGAGUAUCAGAGUUUGAACCCCGAUCCCUGCAUAUUACAUGUCAUGUUCCUACCAACAGAUCAACUAUGCUCAGGGUGGACAACACAGAAAUAUGUUUUUAAUUUUGUGUAUUGAAUUUUGUUGCUUAGUAUUAGAGUCAAAAAUUAAGUCUAAUACAAGUGGUUGGUGCGCAUUGUGUGUUACUAUUGUAAACCCUGAAGUGCCGAGUUCAAUUUCUACUCAUAUAAAAAAGGCAAAAAAUUUAGAAUUUAGAGAA